UAACGUAAUCCUGCCCCUCCUGCCCGAACCCCCGCCCCUGCCCGUAGCGAACCAAGUAAGUAAGUAGUACCGCCGGGUACAAACCCAUUUUCUUUUUGCCGUCUGGCAAGCUAGCGCCCCAAUCCCCAUCUCUCUUUAUCUCACGUCAUCUCUCUCUCUCUUUCUCUCUCUCUUAUUUUCGUUUUCGUAAAAUUUAAUUUUUUUUUCUUUCCCCUUUCAAUUCGUCUCUCGUUUUUUUGGUCGAUUUCCUAUUUUUGCAGCUUGCUCUCCAUCGUUAUUCCUCUAUCAAUCAGAUCGGUGAAUUGAAGCUACAGGAAAGGAGCUGAGGUUACGAAUUGGGUUUGAUUGAGAUUAAGGACGAUCUAGGGUUUUGAAGGGUUCUAAUAGAUUGGACUCUCGAAGUUGGGUUCUUUUUAUUAGGGUUUUGGAAAAUUGAUAACCGGGGUUGAAUUGAUGGUGGUUCGAGGAGGAAUUUUGGGGGAAAAUGCUAUUCGGAUGCUAUUAUGUAUGGGAGGGAACAACGGGAGGGUGAGAAUCAUCGAAAGGGUAUUCAACGUGAAAGUGGCUGCGGUGGUCAGCAUAUGCGGUCUGUUUCUUUGAGCUUCAACACAAGGAACAGUUUAGCUACCAGCAAAACGACUCUUGUCUCUGACUUUGGUGCCACCGCUUCUAUUGAGUCCUUCUGCAAGGUAUUGGCAUGGUGGGCUUUUUCAAUCUGCCUCGCUUUGGGCAUAGUUUCUGUUUUUUAGCUGUAAAUUAUGAUUGACUUUGCAUUCAUAUUUUACUUGUGGAAUUUAUGCAAAAAGGUUCUUUGUGCUGGAAAGAAGUUAUUGACUUCCUUUCUUGGAGAGCGGGAGAGUUAGUCCCUUGAGUGUUGUGUUGUCUUGUUAGGCGGCUGGCAAGGAUGUGGGUUUCGGCGGAGGAUGGUAAUAUAUUCAUAUUUAGUCAGCGACAUAAUGGCAUUUGUCGUGGAGCGCAUUUUACCAUGUAUUAUCUCGUCGUAUGUUAUCGUUUCUUGUCGUAUUCUAAAAUCAUGGGAAGACGGCAGGAAAUGCUUCUUUAAGCUUCUCAAAGCAUGGUUUCCCCGAUUCUUUUUCUCCUGUGUGGCGAAAGUUUCUUUCUAGUUUCUACUAUAGGACAUCUUUUCAUGGCUGCUCCAUUUUGUUUAGUUUUGUGCUAUGAAGUGAUCAUUGCACCGCACAAAGUUAUGUUCUAGGUACUGGGCUUCAUAUUUCUGCAUGAUGCAUGGAAAAGUGGGUUCCUUGACUUGCAUUUUAGUUGUUGCGGUCUUGAAUACUACUCUAGAAUGGGUCUGAAAUCACCACUUUGGUUAAUGAGAUUGCUGCCGUGCAGCGUCUUUCUGUAUCCUUUAAGGAAGUACAAGUAGUUCUGCGAUACCCACAUUGAUUUGCAGCUUUCUGGACUUAUGGAUUAUGGUUUCGCCUACUAUGCCAUCCUAUUUUUGAUAUCUAAGUCUAACUGUAGUUUCCAGCAGAGAGUUUUGGGUAAUAGAAUUCGAGUGAUAUCAUAUUCCAGAGCUGUAUAAUUUGUUAAUCGACCAGGCUUGACUAGUCUUUAUGAUAAUCAGGAACAAUUUUGGUUUUCGCCACUGGUUAAGGUAUGAAAAGGUUGGAGUAAUGGGGUUUUUUUUAGUAGAUAAAUUUCCUUUAUGGGUGUGAAUUAGGAUAUGGUCAAAUCAUUUGUCAUGUAGUUAAACACCUGCCAUAGACAGCUGUGGCAGUUUCUUCGGCAAAUGGUGAUCAUUGUUAUAUUUUGCUAUAAUAAUUGUUUGAACGUUAUCAUCGGAAGAUUAAGUUGCAGAUACUGGUUGUGCUGAUGAUGCUGAAUGUUACACCAGCAUUUUGGUGCACUUGUUGUCGUGAGGGUCCCUGAAGAUUAUAUUAAUGGAUAGCAAUUUUUUUCUUUUAUUCAUCUCCCUCUAUGAUGUGUUGAGUUUGACGCUUCUAUUUUACUGUUGGCUCAGUAUGUUGACAGAAGCUUUUUAGAAUAAUUUCGAUAAGUUAUAUGUGCUUAAUACAUUCCUUAUCAUACUGCAGUAUGCAAAGCAUCUUAUGGUUUUUCUCUCUGCUGAAAAGAACUUCAAUUUGUUUACUGCAGGAUGGUCGGAAAAUCAGCGUAGGUGAUUGUGCUCUUUUUAAGGCACCUCAGGAUUCCCCACCUUCCAUUGGUAUAAUCCGUUGCUUGAGAUCUUGUGGAGAGAAUAACUUGCAACUAGGUGUUAAUUGGCUUUAUCGACCAGUUGAGUUGCAGCUUGGUAAAGGCCUCCGGUUGGACGCCACGCCAAACGAAAUUUUUUACUCUUUUAAUGAGGAUGAGAUUCCAGCUGCAUCGUUACUUCACCCUUGUAAAGUUGCAUUCCUUCCUAAAGGUAUUGAACUUCCAUCAGGGACAUCCUCAUUUGUCUGCCGGCGGGUUUAUGAUGUUGAGAAGAAGUGCUUACGGUGGCUAACUGAUCAAGAUUACAUUGAUGAACGACAAGAAGAAGUAGAUAAGCUCUUACUAGAUACGAGGUUAGAGAUGGAUGCAUCUUUCCAAUCAGGCAACCAUUCACCAAAAAUGACAAAUAAUUCACUGUCAGGAUCACAGUUGAAGCAAGGUCCAGAUAGUGGACAAGGUAGUAUAGGCUCUGUUCAUUCUCAAACCAAAGCUAAGAAGCGGGAACGUGGGGACCAGUCCUUUGAUCAUCCUGUGAAGCGAGAACGUUCUCUAAGAUCAGAAGAUACUGAUUCUGGCAUGUAUAAACAUGAAAGUUCAUUGAGGUCUGAGAUCGCGAAGAUGAAAGACAGGGGUGGCCUUGUGGAUUCUGAAUCUGUUGAGAAGCUUGUCCAACUUAUGCAAGUGGAUAAAGUUGAUAAGAAGAUAGAUUUGGCUAGUUGUUCAAUCCUUGCUGGUGUGAUAGCUGCCACUGAUAAAUUUGAUUGCCUUAAUCGUUUUAUACAGCUGAAGGGUUUGCCUGUGUUUGAUGAGUGGCUUCAAGAUGUCCAUAAAGGGAAAAUUGGUGAUGCUUCAAGUUUGAAGGAUGGUGAUAAAUCUGUUGAAGAUUUUCUCUUAGUUCUGCUUCGUGCACUUGAUAAGCUUCCUGUAAAUCUUCAUGCCCUGCAGACAUGCAAUAUUGGUAGGUCAGUAAAUCAUUUACGCUCACAUAAAAACCUGGAAAUUCAGAAGAAAGCUAGGAGUUUAGUUGACACCUGGAAGAAAAGAGUUGAGGCUGAAAUGAAUGCUACCGAUGGGAAGAUUGGUUCACCUCAGGCAUCUUGGUCAACAAAAUCGCGUCCUUCUGAAGCACAAGGUGGUAAAAGUUCUGGUGGCUCUUGUGACAUAGCAUCAAAGGGUGUUGCCUUGCAGGUUCCAACAUCUAAAGUCACGUCAGCUAAGGUUUCACAAGUGGAGCCCGCGGGAAGGUGUGCAUCACCAUCACCUGGUCCAUUGAAGUCUGCUUCAUCCCCAGCAUCCAUAAAAGAAGCUAAGCUAGUAGCUGGCAGUGUUUCUGAUCCUCCCUUAUCUGUGAAGGAGGAAAAGAGCAGUAGUUCUAGUCAAUCUUUAUCUGUGAAGGACGAUGCAAGGAGUUCUCCUGUUGCAUCUGUGAGCAUCAAUAGGAUAUCCAGUAGUUCUCGGUACCGCAAAUCUAUCAAUGGCUUUCCGGGAUCUUUGCCAUCUGGAGGCUCGAAAGAAACAGGUUCAGGUAGAAAUUCCUCAACUCAGAGAAAUGCUGCACCAGAGAAGUUGCAGUCUGCUUCGCUGACUGAUAAGGCAUCAGAAGUACCUCCUGUUGAAGGGAGCACUCACAAAUUGAUAGUAAAGAUACCCAAACGGGGUCGUAGUCCCAGUCAAAGCAUUAGUGGUGGAUCUGUGGAAGAAACUUUUGUGACUAGCAGCCGAGCUUCUUCUCCUGUAUUAUCUGAUAAACAUGAACCGUCUGAACGCAAUGUAAAAGAAAAGGGUGAUGCAUCUAGGAAAAAUUUUUCAUCUGAUGGGAGUGCAGAGUCAUGGCAGAGUACUGAUUUCAAAGAUUUGCAGGCUGGAAAUGAUGAAGGGCAUGGAUCUCCAGCAACUCUUCGUGAGGAAGAACGAAGUAGGAUUGCGGAAGAUGCUAGAAAAGUGCCGGGAGUAUCUAAAGCUGUUCCUUUGCCAUCUGGAAAAUUACAUGAUGCUUCUUUCAGCCCAAUGAAUGCAUUGAUUGAGAGCUGUGUAAAGUACUCUGAAGCUAACUCAUCCAUGUCACUUGCGGAUGAUGUUGGAAUGAAUCUUCUUGCCACUGUGGCUGCUGGAGAAAUAUGCAGGUCUGAUUCGCUUGCAUCUACUGAGCCUUUACACGGUGACACUGCGGUGGAAGGAUCCACAGGUGAGGAUGUGAGUCUAAAGUCAGCAGCUGCAGAAAGCAUAUCACAAAACCAUCCUGAGAUCAAGCCUGUCGAUUGUGAUGGUGUAGAACAAGGUACACUUACAGGUUUGUUGUCCAAAGAUGGAAGCGAUUUGUCUAAGCAAGUGUCUGCCAAAUCAACGGGAGAUAGAGAGGCCCCUGAUUUAUCUGAAGCAACUUUGCAGAAAACCACCAAUUUUCCAACAUGUACAAGUGGAAGGUUAGAUGAUAAUGGGGUUUCAAAUUCUCCAAUUCCACCGACAGGGGCUAAAAAUAGAGACGGAGAUCCAAUUAAGCAACCUGAUCGUAUGGAUACUGAUGUCAGUUUAAAAAAUGUAUCUGAAGGAACGAAUAAUGUUGACAUUCCAGUUUGCACUUCAUCAUCGAUGAGUGAGAACAAAGAUGAGCCUGGAAGGAUGAAUACCAGUGUCUUUGUGGAGCAGAAGCCUGCUAUGUUAGCUGAAGCAGAUUUUUGCCCUGAUACUGGGCAUGCCAAGGAGUCUGUUUCUGGUAAUGUUGAUGAAAUUAAAGUGAGAGAAGUUGAUUCACACCAUGGUAGCAAUUCUGCCAAUCAUUCUGAAGGGGGAACAGUUGCGGCAAAGACCUGUAAUGUGGUGGCUCCUCCCGUAGAUAAAGAAACACCUGGUUUAUGUUCAGAAUCUGUUGAACAAACUUCUGGUUGUUCCAUUGCCAAGGCUGAGAAAAAGGAAGCUGCCGACCCUCAUUCAUCAUGUGCCCAGAAAGAAUCACCAUCCAAAGAUGUCAUAAGAAACAUGGAUUUGAGAGAACCAGUAAAACCUGAUGCUGAAGCAGAUGAGAGGGCAGAUUGGGGAUCCGCUGAUGCUGAUUUUAAGCCAGUAAGAUCUGCUAAUGAACCUGAGAUGGAUUCAAAAGUAAGUUUUGAUCUGAAUGAAGGCCUGAUGGGGGAUGAUGGGAAAUAUGGGGAGUCCUUCAACUCAGUUAAUCAUGGAUGUGUACCAGUACGAGUUUUUAAUCCAGCGUGUUCUGCUGUUGUUUCCAGUUGUAUUCCUACUUCUGUAACUGUUACUGCUGCUGCCAAAGGUGGCUUUGUUCCUCCUGUGGAUUUAUUGAGAAGUAAAGGGGAACUUGGCUGGAAAGGGUCCGCUGCUACCAGUGCGUUCCGGCCUGCAGAGCCAAGAAAAGUGCUUCAGUUACCUUUGAAUUCAUUCAAUAAUUCUACGGCCGAUGAAUCUACUAGCAAACCAGGUCGUGCAGCAUUGGACAUUGAUCUCAAUGUGCCAGAUGAAAGAGUUCUAGAGGACAUGGGUUUCCUUGAUUCUAAUGCCCCCGUCCAUUUCAGUAAUAAUAAUCAAUUACAAAGAGAACUUGGUCCAGUGACUGGACGCAGUUCUGGAGGGCUUGACCUUGAUCUAAAUAGAGUUGACGACACCAACGAUAUGCUGCUGCAGAGUUCAGUCAGCAGCAUACGCAGAUUAGAGAUCGCACCUGCUGUAUCCUUAAAGCCAUCACCAUCCAGUUUGCUGCCUAACAGUGGGAUCAGAAAUGAUUUUGAUUUGAAUGGGCCUAGUUUUGAAGAUGCAGCUGCCGAACUUCCUUCGUCAACUCAUGGUCGGACCAGCUCACAGAGCAACACACAACCAGCUGCCGAACUUCCUUCGUCAACUCAUGGUCGGACCAGCUCACAGAGCAACACACAACCUGCUACACCUGGUGUCAGACCGAGCAAUCUUGAAGCAGGGAAUUUCUCUGCCUGGUUUUCUCCUGGGACUUCCUAUUCAUCUAUUACUAUUCCUUCACCUUUACCUGAUCGUGCUGAACAGCCUUUUCCGAUUAUUCCGGCUGGUGCCACACAGCGUAUCUUAGGUCCGCCUGGUGGUAAUCCUUUCACUACGGAUGUCUUCCGUGGUUCAGUUUUGACAUCCCCAGCAGUGCCUUUUACACCUAACCCGUUCACAUACCAGAUGGUCCCUUUCGGAACUACUCUACCUCUAGCAUCUGCCUCAUUCUCUGUUGGGUCAACCUCGUUUGUGGAUGCCACCACUGGUGGAAGAAUCUAUACUCCUGUUAAUACACAAUUUCUAGGACCUGUUAGUGCAGUUUCUUCCCAAUAUCCCAGGCCUUACAUGGUAAGCCUUUCAGAUAACAAUAAUGGAGUUUUGGAGAACGGUAGAAAGUGGAGUAGGCAGGGUCUUGACCUCAAUACUGGACCUGGUGUAUCAGACAUUGAGGGAAGAGAGGAGACAUUAGUACAAAGACAACUUGCAAUUGGCAGUUCACAAGCUCUUGCAGAGGAGCCAGUGAGAAUGUUCCCACUUUCUGGCGGGGUUCUUAAGAGAAAAGACCCCGAGGGAGGGUGGAAUGGUGACAACUUGAGGUUCAAGGAAUCAUCCUGGCCGUGAAGUCAUGAAGCGAUGGGAAAAAUGGCAACCCUCACAUUUUUUCUUGAUAGGAAAGGGCCCACUCAAGAGUAUGGCAUCUCAAUAUCUUCUGGUUGGUUGGUCUUCUUCUGGAGGACAACUUGUAAGUGAGGCUUAUCUUUGAUAUUCUAAACCUUCCGCUUGUCAGUGAUUAUCCACCCUCUCGCUUACCAGAAGCUUAUCUAUUAGGUGCUGCUCUAAUGGGUUUUGUUGGCUUUCUCUCCAUCCCAAGUCCUCUGGGUGGUUUAGAUCCAUUUCUCCUCUGUAGAUAUUUAAUAGCCGGAAAACCUGUGAUGCAACGAUACUCGAUAAUGGGAUAAGGCAUUACAUGUGUUUGGACUGACAAUCUCUCCUGAUCCAGCUUUCUGGCCAGCAGGUCAUGGAUGGAUCUCUGGACUAAUAAGUAAAUUUUUUAAAGUUGCAAUGAUGCUAAUUAUCCUCAUACUUGGAGAUUUUCAUCUCCAUUGCUAGAUACAGGUAGGGGUUGUCAUUAAAAUUGUGGUAUUUGGGAACUCCAUUUUUUUAGUUGAUUUGGUUUCUCUUGUAAACAUAAAUUUUGCUUCAAAAUUUUUGAACUGUACCAUAGUGUAUCUUUAGUUGUAUCUUACGCCAAGAGAUGAAUUCCCCUUUAUGGUCAGUAUAGCUUUCUGCUUUAUAACUGUUGCUGCUCUUACCAAAGUUAUGAAGACUGCAUGAAAGAGGACCAAGAGUUCAUUUUGCCCCUGGAAGUUCCAUCUCGGAACGCCGUGUUUCGAAUGGUAUUAAUUUCUAUCGAUCUUAUAAUACUAUAUAAUGGUGAUUAUAUUUUUAAAUUCGACUAUGUUUUAUUGUUUAAGGUGUUUGCCUUUUUCCCUUUUUCCUCCCCGGCUGCUAAAAUGUACGUAUUACCUCCAAGAACAUAAAUCUUCGAUAUGGG
Messenger RNA from Oldenlandia corymbosa var. corymbosa, 7696 nucleotides. The record is from the annotation of a GenBank genome assembly. NCBI's taxonomy places the organism in Eukaryota, Viridiplantae, Streptophyta, Magnoliopsida, Gentianales, Rubiaceae.